AUGGAUUUGGAUUCUCAACCUAAGCCACUGUCGGAGCUCAUAUCACUCGUUUCUCUAAGAAUCUCUGGCGGAGACUCUAUAGAAGAUUCAGAGUCGGAGAUAAUAUCACUCAUUGGUGAAACAAAGAGUCUCAACCGGGAGCCGGAGCUCAUAUCACUCAUCUAUCAAGUACUUUCCCUUGUCAAUUCUAUUGCUUCAGCUUCAAACUUGAAGGAACUUAUUUUCUUAUACCCUCAAGAAGAAGUAAUUUUAGAACAAGGAAAAUUUCAUGUGGUUGAACAAGUCCCCUGGAGGAACAAUAGUAAGUGGAGGUGUUUCGAUGAAAGGUGGCAAGUAUUCAGGCAAGAUAGAAGAGGCAGUUUCCAAUUUCGCUGCCAAAACUGCAACGGCCAGUACCAUAAUGAACAUAACAAGGCUCCAGCUGAGAUCAAACACCCUCUCCAUCCAAAACAUUCCCUUCACCUUGUCUUGUUCCAAUGGAAACCGUCUAAGGAAACAAGAAAAUCUUAUUGUUGUGAUAACAUAAUCUCACAAGUAUUUUAUUACUGCUGGGCUUGCGAUAUUGCUAUUAAUUUUGACUGCACAAAGGAUCAACCCGUCUUGUAUAUAGACCGUCCCAAGUGGCAUGACCAUACACUUGCUUUGUUCCCGAGUGAGGCUUCUGUAACCUGCAACCUUUGUGCCUUGGUCCAUGCAACAAGCUGCCCUUUCUACACAUGUACUCCGUGUAACUUUGUGGUCCAUGAAAAAUGUCUCAGCUUACCACGUGUCAUAAAGAUCUCACGCCAUCCUCAGCAUCGUAUCUCUUUUAAACCUUCUUUUGUUCAAGGAGAUUGGGUUUGUGGUGUUUGUCGCAGAAAGAUCAACACCGAUUAUGGGGGUUAUUCUUGCAUCAAGGACGAAUGUUUGUUUGCAGCUCACUCGAAAUGUGCCACACAAAGCAAUGUUUGGGAUCUUAUAGACCUUGAGGGGGUGCCUGAAGAAGUUGAAGAAGAAGUUGGACCCGUUUGUGACUGUAAGCGAAGGGAUCAUACAACAUUUCAGUCAUCAAGAUCAUCAUUUGAGACUUGA
This is a messenger RNA of Microthlaspi erraticum, 1071 nucleotides long. The record is from the annotation of a GenBank genome assembly. Lineage: Eukaryota; Viridiplantae; Streptophyta; Magnoliopsida; Brassicales; Brassicaceae.